GCUUCCCCUUCCGGUUCACCCGGGAGAGGAACCGGAAGUUUCUUGUGGAGGCGACUCCGCUGAGUGAAAUCUAACAGAGCCGGCUGUGGCGGUUCCUCCUCCCUUCUCCGUGAGCGGCUGUUGCUGAACCCUCCCCGCGGCCGCCCCUUCUGAUCCGGCCCCUUCCCAUGUUCAGGGAAAGCGGGUUGGUAGCAGCCCCGUCUCGUUCCAGCGCCAGGAGCCGCCGUCUCCGCCCGGCCCGAGAGCCGCCGCCGCGUCAUGUCUGAGCUGAGCCAGGAGCUCGUCCACCUGGUGUGGGGCAAGAAAGCCGGGCCCGGCGGGCUCGCUGACACCAUCUUCUGCCGCUGGGCGCAAGGAUUUGUAUAUAGUGAAUCUGAAUCAACUGCAUUAGAACAAUUUGAAGGUGGCCCUUGUGCGGUGAUUGCACCCGUUCAGGCAUUCCUUUUGAAGAAGCUUUUCACCUGUGAGAAGUCUGCUUGGAGAGAAUGUCAAGAGGAAGAACAGAAGAACCUUCUUUGUCAUACGUUAUGUGACAUUUUAGAGAUGGCUUGCUCUGAUAAUUCUGAAUCGUACUCUUUGGCAACAUGGAUAAGAGGAAAAACAACUGAAGAGACUGCUAGUAUUUCUGAGAGUCCUGUCGAGUCAAGUCAUCAGGAGGAACAACCCUCUGCCUUGGCUGCCGAAGAGCUUGGCUUUGAGCGAUUUCAUGCAUUAAUUCAGAUAAACGAGAAGAAAUCGACACUAGUUCCGGUGCAACAACUAGAAUUCAUUGGCCCUUACGUAGACUCAGCAAAAGCUUCACUACCAAGGAAUUCAGAACAUGAAGUCCGCAUGGGAUCUAAACUUAGUCCUCAGAGGACUUACCAGAGCCACCUUCGAGCCUCUUACUACCUGUUCACUACUACAGCUAUCAAUGAAGGUAGCAUUCCUAGUUGCGAUCACCUCAGCAUGUACAAACUACUUGGUAUACGUAAACAGGCAACUGUAGGUUUUUUGACAUUAAUGGAAUCUCUAAGAUACUGUAAGGUUGGCUCCUACUUGAAAUCUCCAAAGUUUCCUAUUUGGAUACUUGGCAGUGAAACACAUCUCACAGUCUUUUUUGCCAAGGAUUUGGCCCUUGUUGCCCCUGAAGCUCCUUCAGAACAAGCCAGAAGAGUUUUUCAAACGUAUGACCCAGAAGAUAAUGGAUUUAUACCUGAUACCCUUCUAGAAGAUGUAAUGAAGGCUUUGGACCUUGUAUCAGAUCCUGAAUAUGUAAAUCUCAUGAAGACCAAAUUAGACCCAGAAGGACUAGGAAUCAUAUUACUGGGUCCCUUUCUGCAAGAAUUUUUCCCUGAGCAGGACUCCAGGGUUCCAGAGUCAUUCACUGUAUAUCACUACAAUGGAUUGAAGCAGUCUAAUUAUAAUGAAAAGGUCAUGUAUGUAGAAGGCACAGCAGUUAUUAUGGGCUUUGAAGAUCCAAUGCUACAGACUGAUGAUACUCCAAUAAAGCGCUGUUUGCAAACCAAAUGGCCAUAUAUAGAAUUACUCUGGACCACAGAUCGAUCUCCUUCAUUAAAUUGAUGUGUUUAGAAGAAAUAUACUAUACUACUAUCUAAUGCUUUACUGGGGGAUUAAGAAUUGGCAUUUGCUGAAAGCAGUAUACUUGACUGUAUGAAGCUGUACACUGGUAUCAUUGAUAAAUUGUAAAUAAUGAUUACAAACACUUUUCAGUGUUAAUUGAAAUAUUUAAUUUUUUUAAUCAGAUUGAUUUCUCUUUAUAAUAGUUUGUCAUUUUUGGUCAUUGUGGUAGUAUUGUGAGUUCUGUUCUUAAAAAAGCCUACUUAUACCAUCUAAAUUUGCCAUCUCAUAAAGAUUUGAAAAAUGUCUAAUACUGCAGUAUCUGCAUGUUAGGUAUCAAAUUAAUCUUUCAACUGUAAAAACAUUCAGAAAACAUGUUUGCUUCUUGAAUCUUUUGGGCACGUUUUGUUAUUUAAAUUAUACUGGCUUACGUUACAGUAUCAUAAUUUGCAGUCUGGACUGGCCUUGCACUGAAUGUUUAAAUGAGCUUAAACUCUCUGCAAUUUUUUCUAAAAUUUGGCUCUAACUAAACAACUUUUACAAAAAUGGUAAAAUUAGGAAUAAUUUUUAGGCUCUUACUACUUAAUAUAAACUAUAAAAGCCGUUUCGAGGCGGUUGUAUAUUGCUAUGGCUUAGCUAUCUGGCAUGUUAAAAGUGAAGACAGAGUAUGAGGAAAAAUAAAUGUAUUAAUAUUUAUUCAAAGUUGUAUAAAGGAAAUGUAAAAAAUCAACAGCAGGAAGAAUUUGUUCUAUAAUCUUUAAAUUGUUCAGAUUUAUAGUAUUGCCAAAUACCUCUUCUCAAUUUGUCCAAACAACAAUGUAAGCCAGCUUUAUUGUAUGUGUUAAGUGCAUGAAAACAUCUGUUAUUACAUGAGUAUAUGCCUUUAUUUAUUAUCUAGUUGUUAGCCCUAAAUAAAACCUUUUCCCUGAACUAUGA
Molecule: messenger RNA, 2496 nt
Organism: Chrysemys picta bellii (western painted turtle)
Lineage: Eukaryota; Metazoa; Chordata; Testudines; Emydidae
Source: RefSeq, a predicted model, not a curated record